UGGAACUAAACUUAUCAGAUGACACACAACUAGGAAGAAAAUAACCAAAUUUUUUAUUGAUAGUUAUAAUAAUAAUAAUAUUAAAUAUUAAUAAUUCAAAAAAGGCAAUUCUCUGCGAGUGAAAAAUUAAAGAAAGAAUGGAAAAAUCGAUAAAUACGCGAGUGAAAAUUAAGCAACGUGACGUUUAAAAAAAUGGACUAACGCUGAUAAAAAAACAUGAAUUUCCAAUGAAACGCCGUAAAGAAUUUUAUUUUCUAUCAUCGUUGAAGUGGUGGUGGAAGAUUCAGCUCUGUCAAAUGGCCACAUCAUCUGGCCUUGAUGGAAACAAUUAAUCUUAUCAAAACACGUAUUAUUAUCUCCUCGAAAUACGUCAUUAAUACGAUCUUAUCAAAUACUCUGUUUACUUGAAAGCGAAAAAGAAAACGUCUCAACAAUCACCCCCCUUUUUUCUUUACAUUAUUAUUAUCUUGCAGUAUUUCUAACCUAAAAACCGUCCUUUUCAAAAUUCUAUAAAUUAUUAGAGUACAAAAAUAAUAAAAAACAAAUAUUCUUAAAAAAUAAUAAAAAAUGGAAUAAAUUAUUAAUUUUUUCUCGCCCUCCUCUAUUGUGUGAUUGUGAAAAGUGUCUUUUCUCUACAUUAAAAAAAAAAAAAAAAAAAGGAAUCAAGUGUCAUUUUCGCUGGUUCGAAAUUGCAAUGAUUUACUUUUUUCUCUGGCAUAUGUUUGACAAUUGAGAAGAAAAAUACAAAAACUACCAAGUGAAUUUUUUGUGUUCUUUACAAGUAAAUUACUCAUGAUUUGAAAGUGAGAAAUAAUUUGUUUUCUUUUAAUGUGCGCAGAUGUUGUCGUGUUGAAUAAACAACAACAAAAUGCCACGUACGAAAGGCAAUUUAUUGAAAUUAUCAAUAAAUAUAUAGAAUGCCUAAUAUCAGUGUUACGACGACGACAAUGUAUAACUGUUAGGCAUCAAUUUUUCAUAUCUUGACAAAAGAAAAAGAAUUAUAUUUUUUUUUUGGACGGAAAUUUAAUCUCAACAAUAAUGGCGAGAUAUUUAUUAUUCUUUGGGAUUUUCCUCAUUUUUCGAUGUAAUUCAAUUCUUUUCAAUACUCUGGCCAUCGAGGAAAAUAAUAUUGAAUUUAUGAGCAAGGAGGAGCGAGAAAGUUUAAAAGAGGAAGCACGAGAUAUGUUUUAUCACGCCUAUAAUGCGUAUAUGGCCAACGCUUAUCCAGCCGAUGAAUUAAUGCCGUUGAGUUGUAAAGGAAGAUACAGAGGAUCAGAACCAAAUAGAGGAGACAUUGACUCAACUCUUGGAAAUUUUUCGUUGACUUUAGUCGACACAUUGGACACUCUAGUCGUUUUAGGCGAUUUUGAGGAAUUUGAAAAUGCAGUUAAACUAGUCAUCAAGGAUGUUACUUUUGACACUGACGUUAUUGUUUCACUCUUUGAAACCAACAUCAGAAUGCUGGGGGGACUUCUUAGUGGUCAUAUUUUGGCGGAAUAUUUACAGCAAAGAGCUGACAUUAUGCCAUGGUACAGAGGCGAAUUAUUGAACUUUGCCAAAGAUUUAGGAUAUCGUUUUUUGCCCGCAUUUAAUACAACAACAGGAAUUCCGUACGGUCGUAUAAAUUUAAAAUAUGGAAUGAAAGGAGUACCCUUGGAGGUUUCACGCGAAACAUGCACUGCCUGUGCUGGAAGUAUGAUUCUAGAAAUGGCCGCUUUGUCAAGACUGACUGGAGAAUCAAUUUUCGAAAAUAAAGCGCAGAAGGCAAUGGACGUUUUAUGGAAAAUGCGACAUCGUGGAACUGAUUUAAUGGGUUCAGUAUUGAACGUUCAUUCCGGAGAUUGGGUGCGACGCGAUUCUGGAGUUGGCGCCGGAAUUGAUUCCUAUUAUGAAUAUUGUUUAAAAGCUUAUAUAUUACUAGGUGAUGAAAAAUAUUUGGGCCGAUUUAAUAGGCAUUACCAAGCUGUGAUGAAAUACGUUAGUCAAGGACCAAUGUUACUAGAUGUUCAUAUGCAUCGACCGAAUACAAAUGCAAAAAAUUUUAUGGACGCAUUGUUGGCUUUUUGGCCAGGACUUCAGGUGCUGAAAGGUGACAUAAAACCCGCGGUCGAAACACACGAAAUGCUUUAUCAAGUGAUGCAGAGACACAAUUUCAUUCCAGAAGCUUUCACUACUGAUUUUCAAGUUCACUGGGGACAUCAUCCAUUGCGUCCCGAGUUUCUCGAGUCAACAUACUUUUUGUAUCGCGCGACUGGCGAUCAUUAUUACUUGGGUGUUGGUCGUAAGGUGUUGAAAAGUUUACAGACAUACGCACGUGUGCCUUGUGGUUAUGCAGCUGUUUCCGAUGUCAGAACGAAUAAACACGACGACACAAUGGAUAGUUUUGUUCUGUCGGAGACGUUCAAAUAUUUAUUUUUAUUAUUCGCCGAACCAAGUGCGGAUCUUGUUCUCGACUUGGAUGAAUUUCUAUUCACCACCGAGGGCCAUUUAUUGCCAUUAACACUCGCAUCAGUCAGGACGAAUAAUGCCUCAUCAUCUGAUUUUGAAAGGGACAACACGGUUCAAGAAGCGGCGGUGGAUGAAAUGGACAGAACUUGUCCCAAUAGUUUGCAUUUGUUCCCAGCGUCAGUGAGACAACCACUUAGAAAUAUGGUUGAAGAUGUUUGUCCGAGGAGAAACUUUAAGAGACGUUUAAGCGCUUCUCAAUUCCAGGCAAAUAAUAUCGAUCAUUUGAAAAUGUUGAGCGAUAUGGGAAUAACGAUUCUUACACUUGCUGAUGGUCGUGUUCAAUUUCUUCACACAUUUUCCAAUGCAAAAACUACGCAUGAUGCGGAAGAGGGACUUUUAUUUAUGCAAGAAAUGAUUGAAUUGAGUAAAUUUCAACCUCAACAAAUCGCCGAAACAAAACCACAAUUGAUUAGCUUUGUAAAGCCGGGAAUUCAACCAGCUGAGAGAGUAACAUUGCUGGCGGGUCCAGCUCAAUUUGGAACUGAUUUACGUGGUAACAAUAAUAAAGUCACAGGAAAAGUUGUCAUUGCUCAACCAUUUUCUGCCUGCGCGGAACUCAAUGACGUUGAUAAACUUAAGGGAAGAAUUGUUCUCGUCGUUCGUGGUACUUGUAUGUUUAUUGAAAAAGCACGAAGAUUACAAAAAGCUGGUGCAUUGGCAGGCAUUGUUUUGGAUAAUGUUUCAAAAUCGAGUGCGAAAACAUCGCCAAUGUUUGCAAUGUCAGGCGAUGGGAAAGACGAUGACGAUGUAAAAAUUCCAUUUGUAUUUUUAUUCAGCGCUGAAACAAAUCAACUUCUUCAGGCAGUUGAAGAAUUUCAUCGCCUCAACCUAUAUCAGCCAGCUGAUUUCCUCACUAUAACAAUUGGUGGCGAUUAUGAACGACGACGAAAAGACGAUGUCCUCUUAAAGUCGCCGCCCACUGCUGAACAAUCGAUAUUCGAACGUUUUAAAGGAUCGCUCAACGAAAUUUUCAAACAACAAUUAUUGUCUCAGCAGAAUCCAAUGAUUGGAGUACCAGCAGCAACAGCAGCGACGGAGGAAAGUGAAAAUGAUGACUCAACAUUGAGCGAAAUUCCUUUGGCAGAUUUUGGCAAUUUACACGCGUUUAUGGCAAGAAAUUUAUUUUUAAAUCAAUUUCGAAUAAGAGCAAAAAAACUCAAGACUCAACCAGGCGUCAUUAUUGCGACAGAGAAAAUCGAAGAAAAAAAUUCCCCCAAUGAAAUUCAUUUCCGUUUUUUACGUCAAAUACUCGUGAAUUUAAUUUAUUCACCUGAGCGCAUCAACUCGGGCGUCGAUUUCGACCUUGAACUAUUGAUGAAUUACUUUACAAUAAUAACGCUCGAACGUGGUGAGCAAACAUACAAGUCAAUUAACGAUUUAAGUUUAUACGAUCGUAUCGUGUGGUUCUUGAAGGAACUCUGUGAACUUGAGCCAAAUAAUAAUAACACAGUUGCCAAUUUAAUAAACAUUAAUAAUCUUCCAACUCAAAUUCCCCAUUUUCCCGGGAAGAAUAUUCAACAAGAACAUUUGUCUCUUGAUUGGAAAAAAAUUGUCAAUAUUAUCAAAAAAUUCACCGACAAAGAGCAAAACGAAUCUCACGAAAAUGAAAAUAAUUUCAACAAAAAUUCCAAGCUCCCCUUUAAUAAUAAUGAUGAUGAUGAUGAUGAGAAAGAGGAAGAAGAAGAGGAAAGAAUUUCAAGUUUACAUCCAAAUAAGCAUCAGGAAAAUCAAAACAUGGACGACAUUCGCUUGAAAAAUUUGGAGAAAUUGGGAAAGUUUAUCGUAGGUAUGGAAAAUAAAAGGGCAUUUGACAAUUUGAUGGAAAAUUUUGGAAGCGCUGAAAAAUGGCUUGAACAGUUGAAAGUUGAAAAGUUUAUAGAAGACUUUCGGAAUGAGAAAACGAAAAACAAGCGACAUAUCGAUGAAUUAUAAUUGGAAUUUUUAUUCGGCAAAUAAAAAAUUAAUUUUAUAAUAUAAAACAGAAAUUAAAAUUUUUUGUGUCAGUGUACAGCAGGAGGAAGGAUGUUGUAACUUUUAAUCCGUGUACAUAAUUUCUCGUAAGAACUGUAUAUAUAAAAAUAGCUGUUAAAAACUCUUUACUAAUUGAUCAUUUUUUCUAAUUGAUGUGAUUUUUAAGUAAUAUUAAGAAAAUUUAUUUUUUUGCCAAGAAAAGUUGAAUUUAAAAAAAGGUGUAAAAUACAUAGGAUAUUUGUGAAAAACUUGCUGUAAAAUAAAUGGAUAGAAAGAA
Messenger RNA from Leptopilina heterotoma, 4756 nucleotides. RefSeq names its product ER degradation-enhancing alpha-mannosidase-like protein 3 (gene Edem2). Gene Ontology annotation, biological process: mannose trimming involved in glycoprotein ERAD pathway; endoplasmic reticulum mannose trimming; carbohydrate metabolic process. Gene Ontology annotation, cellular component: membrane; endoplasmic reticulum. The record is from RefSeq and is a predicted model, not a curated record. Bases 1039 to 4440 code for a protein of 1133 amino acids. Lineage: Eukaryota; Metazoa; Arthropoda; Insecta; Hymenoptera; Figitidae. Gene Ontology annotation, molecular function: calcium ion binding; mannosyl-oligosaccharide 1,2-alpha-mannosidase activity. The transcript has 16 exons.